Rotaria socialis is the source of this 1989-nucleotide messenger RNA. The record is from the annotation of a GenBank genome assembly. NCBI's taxonomy places the organism in Eukaryota, Metazoa, Rotifera, Eurotatoria, Philodinida, Philodinidae.
AUGGGCGCUGCCUCAUGUAAAAAUUCGAAAUCACAUCCGGAAUCUCAACAAAAGGAAGAUAAGAAGGAUAUUACAAUUGGUGUAUUUGGUCUUGAUGAUGCCGGUAAAACGUCGACAGUUAAAGCAAUUGAAGGAAAUCCCACAGAUGACGUUCAACCAACUAUGGGUUCAAAUUCAAAAAUGGUCCCCUUCCCAAUCAAUGAAAAAAAUGCUGCUGAUAAAAAAAAUAAAAAUCAACGUGUACGAAUGAUUGAUGUAAGCGGUGAAAAAAAAUUUCGUCAAAAUUCAUGGCCGCAAUUUUAUGAUGAAAUACAUGGUUUAAUAUUUGUCUUUGAUGCAAGUGAAAGAAAUCGAUUAAGAGAAAAUCAAGAAACUCUAGAAGAUUUACUUGAAAAUGUUAAACUUAAAGAUAAACCGAUUCUUAUUUUGGCCAACAAACAAGAUCAAAGAGGUGCUAUAAGUAAUGAAAAUGAUUUAAGACGUAGAUUGAAUAUCGAAAAAUUAAAAGCGAAACAUAAAAUUGAAUUAUGUACGGCAUUACCUCAAUAUGAUGAACGAUCAGCCGAUGAGUCGAUACGAAAGGGUUUUUCAUGGUUAAUUCGAACAAUCGAUGAGAACUAUACACAACUUAACUUACGUAUUACGAAAGCAAAAACUAAUCGAACAAGUCGAAAAAUUAAUCAAUACGAUAGUGAUGGACAUGCGAGCGAUGAUAAAUAUUCGAAGAAAAAAAAUACUAGUUUCACAAAUAAAAAUACAGAUUAUCAUUCAAGAAUGACUACUGAAAAACUUCCAAGUAUAUUUCCAGGUAAAGCCAAAACUAAAGCCUACAGCGACAAUGACGAUGAUGAUGAUGAUGAUGAUGAUGUUUAUCGUAGUAAAUCAUCUAUGGGAAAUGAUUUUAGUAAGAAAAAAAAGGUAAUCGGUCCUAUAACGAAUAAUAAUGCAGCAACAAAGAGAUCAAGUAGUAAUGAACCGAAACCCUUUCGAUCUACAUAUGAACCGUUUCCUGAAGAAACUCCUUGGUCAAUUUCAUCAGCUCUUAAACUAACAAAAAGUGAUGAUAUGUUAUCCAAGCUUCAUUCAAAUUCAUCGAUACUAAGUGAUUCAAAACGACGAAAUAUGAGUCCGCUUGUGCAUGAUACGAAAUCUUAUACGAAUGGUUCAUUAUCGAAACGUAACUAUGGUAGUGAUGACGAAGAUGAUAUAUAUAAACAGCAAAAACCGAAAUUAACCGAUCGAUUUGAUAAUUCAACCUUUUCGACAAAUAAAUUUUCUUCAAGUACUAAAAAACCAUUAUCAAGUUUUCAUGAUGAUGACGAUGAUAUUUACAGUAGAACAAACAAUCGUCUUAUGAAUGCAACAUCAAAGAAAUCAUCCAAUGCCUAUGAUGAUGACGAUGAAGAUAAUUAUUCAAAAACAGCAACAAAAAUAAAUAAAAAUUAUGAUUUUGAAACUAAUAAAAGUUAUCAACGACCAUCUAGUCGUCUAAAUCUUGAUCAGGACUAUCGAGGAACUUCACCGAAAAUAGCCACUCGUCCGAGAUAUGACGACGACGGUGAUACUCGUCCAUUAUCAUCUUCAAGAAAAAAAACAGUUACAAACUAUGAUGAUGAUGACGAUGAUGAUGAUAAUAAGGAUAAUUAUUCAAAAUCAAAGCCGAUAGCACGUUCGACUUUCAGUAAUGAUUAUUCAACAUCAAAAUUUGACGAUAAUCCUUAUUCAUCACCAAAAUCGACAAUCCGUGCGAAGCAUGAUAAUGAAGAUCGACCGUAUUCGUCGUCGAAACCAAUGUCAAGCUCAAAAUUUGAAGAUGAUGAUUAUCCGAGUUCAUCGAAAAAACCAAAUUAUUCAUCGCCUUAUAAUGCGAACAAUACUUAUGGUGGUAGCAGUUCACGAUCUCGUAUUGAUGAUCAUGAUUUUUUUACAUCAAAAGGUGAAUCCAAUAAUACGUAUCGAUCACAAAAAAGAACAAACUAUGACAGUUAA